Molecule: messenger RNA, 1569 nt
Organism: Ostreococcus tauri
Lineage: Eukaryota; Viridiplantae; Chlorophyta; Mamiellophyceae; Mamiellales; Bathycoccaceae
Product: Helicase, C-terminal
Exons: 1
Coding region: 1-1569 (522 amino acids)
Biological process (GO): rRNA processing
Cellular component (GO): nucleolus
Molecular function (GO): RNA binding; RNA helicase activity; ATP binding
Source: RefSeq, a predicted model, not a curated record
AUGGGGUCGAGCGAGAAGAAGGAGAAGAAGGAGAAGAAGGAGAAGAAGGAGAAGCGAGAGAAGAAGGAGAAGUCGGCGAAGCGUGACCGAGACGGAGGUGCUGAGAAGAAGACGAGCGAUGGCGGACACAAAAAGAGCAAAGUCUCGUCUUCGAACGAGUACGCCGCCGUGGGCGAUCGCGAGCUCGCGUCGACGUCGAGCGCUUUUCAGAGAGUGUUCUACGAACCGCCGAAAAAGCUAGCUUCGAUGUCGGCCAAGGACGUGGCGGCCGCGAGGGAAACGCUCGCCAUCACGCAGGUGGAGGGACUGGACGUCGAUUUGGCGCCCGUGAGCACGUUCGAGGACGCGGGAUUCUCCAAGGAACUCCUCAGAGUGACGGCGAACUUUCAGAAACCGUCGCCGAUUCAGGCUCAAUCGUGGCCGAUCGUCAUGAGCGGAAGAGACAUGGUUGGUAUCGCGGCGACUGGCUCGGGGAAGACGCUCGCGUUCGGGAUGCCGGCUCUGACGCAAAUUCGCUCUCAACCGCCGUGCAAGCCGGGUCAGCCCAUCUGUUUGGUGCUUGCGCCCACGCGUGAGUUAGCGCAGCAAACGGCAAAGGUUUUCGACGACGCUGGUGAAGCUUCGGGCGUUCGUUGCGUGUGUGUGUACGGUGGUGCUCCGAAAUACGAGCAAAAGAACGCAAUGAAAGCUGGAGGAGGCGCCGCGGUCAUCGUCGCCACGCCGGGUCGACUUCGCGACUUUAUGGAAGAAGGUGUGAUUAAACUGGAUCGCGUUACGAUGCUGGUGCUCGAUGAAGCGGAUCGUAUGCUCGAUUUGGGUUUCGAACCUGAAAUUCGCGCCAUCGCCGGAGCCACUCGCGCUGAUAGGCAGACUGUCAUGUUUUCCGCGACGUGGCCGAUGAGCGUGCAAAGCCUCGCCUCGGAGUUCAUGUGCAAUCCUGUUAGAGUACGAAUCGGUUCGGAGGGCUUGAAGGCGUCUCAAAGCAUCACUCAAAUAGUCGAAGUUGUCGAGCCGCAAGACAAGGAUAGACACUUGGCUCGUGUCAUGAAGCAAUAUCUGGGCAGUCCCAAGGAUUGCCCAAGAACACUCAUUUUUGGUCUUUACAAGAAGGAAUGCGCGAACCUUCAUCAGCGAUUGUCUCGUGAAUGGCCGGCGGUGUGCAUUCAUGGUGACAUGUCCCAGGCUGACCGUGAAAGAUCUGUCGAGGCGUUCAAGAAGGGAACUUCGCGAAUUUUGAUUGCCACGGAUGUCGCGGCGCGCGGUCUCGACAUCAAGGGAGUCGAAUACGUCAUCAACUACACAUUUCCUCUCACAACUGAGGAUUAUGUCCACAGAAUCGGUCGAACUGGCCGCGCUGGCGCCACAGGUCUGGCCCACACUUUCUUCACUCAGCAUGACAAAGCGCGAGCCGGCGAACUCGUGAACGUGUUGCGCAAAGCAGGAGCCGAAGUUCCCGAAGAUCUCACGAAGUUUGGUACCCACGUAAAAAAGAAGGAAAGCAAGCUUUACGGUGCUCACUUCAAGGAAGUUGACAUGACCGUGAAGGCUACGAAAAUCACGUUCGACUAA